Messenger RNA from Symphalangus syndactylus (siamang), 3427 nucleotides. RefSeq names its product transmembrane protein 232 (gene TMEM232). NCBI's taxonomy places the organism in Eukaryota, Metazoa, Chordata, Mammalia, Primates, Hylobatidae. The record is from RefSeq and is a predicted model, not a curated record.
AGUUCUGACAACCGGAAGUCACGUUGGAAACCCGGAAGUCAUGGGAGCACGUGAUUAUAGCCUCUUCCGGCAACCAUUAAAGGGCACGGUUGCUAGGGAGACGCAACGAGACAGGGUAUCACUGUGUUGCCAAGGCUGGUCUUGAACUCCUGGGCUCAAGCAAUCUGCCCACCUAGGCCUCCCAAAGUACUGGGAUUACAGGAGUGAGCCACUGCGCCCCGCCUGGACAUCUUCACUGCUUCCAUCCACGAAAACUUCAGAAUCCAAUGAUCCAGGCCAGCCCAGUGCAAUCAACAGUGAGCCAAAUCAAAGAGCAGCCCACCUUCUACCUGAUAAUCCACACACAGGCUGGGAUCUGCUGGGUUCUACUAGAAUUUAUGAUUUGUGAAUAUGCCUGUUAACAAAUCACCUAUGAUUAAUACAUGUGGAGGCGUAUCUUCCCCUUAUCAUGAAGAGCUCUGGAAAUUAAAUUUUCAACAUUUAAGUGGAGAAAGGGGUCAUAAAUCAAGGCCAACAUUUUCAAUCACAAAAGAAUUCAUCUUGAGAUUCAAUCAAACACAAAAUUCCAAAGAGAAGGAAGAAUUGUUGGAACUAGCUAGAAAAAUCAUUCUCAGAUGUAAGAGAAAAUUGGGUCUCAAAACCCUGGGCUCUGGAAAGCAUGUGCAUCUUCCUGCUGCAUGGACCGAAGUAAUAUAUCUGGCUCAAUGCAAAGGGGAAAUCCAAGAUGAAGCUUUAAAUAUGCUUUAUGCAUCUCUGGACCAUGCUUACUUUGAUUAUGAUCAUCUGCCUGCCUUAUUUUUUGUUGCGGAAUCGGUUUUAUACAGACUCUGUUGUGAUGCAUCCCUCAAAACAUAUUUAUAUUCAGUUGAAAUAAAGCUAGCAAAGAUUGGCUAUUUGGUCUUCUUACGACUUUUUAUAUUUUUCCUGCAUGGUCAUCUAGAAAGUUUUAAACAACAUUUACUUAGGCUUCAACCAUAUUUAUACGCACUUUCUUUCUCUGGAGCAUCAUAUCACAAGUAUCCAAACAUCUUUUCAAAUAUGCAAUUCAUCCUGAAAGCCUCGGAAAUUAUAGGUAAAAGAGAACUCCGUUCCGAAUCCAUUUUUAGCCCUGUGGAAAAUAAGAAAAGAUAUGAGAACACAGAUUCUGAUAUAGGAGGAUAUGAAAUUAACCAACUGCUCUGGCACUGUGUUGCUGCUUGGUCUUGUGUUCAGAAUAACAGUCCUCAGUUGAAUAACGUGCUUGAACAUCUCGUCUUCCAUAAGACACAACUUCAAAAGAAAUGCUGGUUGGAUUCAGUACUGGCUUUAAUGGUCCUUGGGGAGGCCGCCAAAUUAAACAUGGCCUGCUUGAAAGCUUUAAUGGACGUAGUGAGAGAUUUUGUUUCAAGCAUUAUGUCUGUUCAAAAUCAGGAAGAAAGUUGCAAGGUAGAUGAUUUUUCCUGGGCCUGGAAUGUAGUCUACAUAUAUACAGUAAUUCUUGCAGAAAUCUGCUUGUAUGCAGCCACUUCUGAUUUGCGAAAAACUGCUUUAAUUGGUUUCUGUCACUGUAAAAGUUCACAAAAAAAUAUUUUACACUUGGACAAAUCAGUACCUCCAGAAUUAAAGGAAACAAGUAUUUUAAGUCUUUUGGAAUAUUUCUCUUCAAAAAUGUCAGAGAAUUGUGAUCAAGUAGUCUGGACUGGUUACUAUGGCUUAGUGUAUAACCUGGUGAAAAUUUCAUGGGAACUUCAAGGAGAUGAAGAACAGGAUGGACUGAGAAACAUGAUAUGGCAAACACUGCAGAAGACAAAGGAUUACGAGGAAGAUGUACGAAUCCAAAAUGCAAUCAAUAUAGCUCAGGCUGAGUUAAAUGACCCAACGGAUCCUUUCACUAGGUAUAGUACAAAUAUUUCAUCCAAUGUAGGAGAAGAAGUUUUCUCCAAAUAUAUUGGCUGGAGAAUUGCCAACACUCUUUCCAAACUAUUCUUCCCCCCAAUUGAGGCCCGUGUUCUUCCUUUGAAGAAACCAUCAAUAAAACAGGAUCAAACAAAAUACCCAAAUAAAAAGCUGGAGGCUGUGAAAAAGCAAGUUCUACAUUUCACUGUAAGGGAACAUCCUUCUGUAUCAGAAAUUCCCAUGUUUCCAUAUCCAGAUUUCUUCACCAAGGCAGAUAAAGAGUUGGCAAAAAUCAUUGACCAUCACUGGCAGGAAGAGCUAAAGAUCCGAGAAAAAGAAGAUGCAAUAUGCAAGGCCCAAGAACUUAAAGAUAAAAAGUUAGCAGAGAAAAAUCACUUUCAAGAAGUUAUGAAGAAAAGAGAAGAGAAACUACAUAAGCAAACCAAGCCCUAUGAGCUUCCUUAUAGGAAGGAAGUAAUUUAAUUAGAAAAGAAAAUGCCACCUCCCAAAAUUGAGGUCUACAUGGCAGAAAUACAUAGGAUGAAAAAUACCAAGAUAGCUAUAUAGUAAGAGAACUUUCUUGUCAUUAAAUUGAGGUAUUGUUUAGAAAGAAUUUGUUAUCCUGAUACAAGCUGUUUAAUAGUUAGUUCUAAAUUAAUGACCAACUUUUAAUCACACUUGAAUGAAGUGAUUUCACUAGUCAAAAAUUUCCAAGACUACAUCUAGUAUUUUUCUCAAUUGACAUUUAUCUCAUGAUUGUACAGCAUACUUGAUAACUGAUUCUCAGAACAUUGAUAUUCAUCAAACAUUCUGAUGGAAAUUCAUUACAAAUUAAUUAAUGAGUCACCAUAUAAGAAUUAUUUCUUGAAAACAGAAUGAACAUAAGCUAACAAUCCUGUAAUUACUAUUAUUCAAAUAAAAACAGUAUGGCAUCUUAUUUGAUUGGCAUUUUAUAGUCAAUUUAUACCAAACCAAACAAACCCUAUUUCAGAGAUUUGAAGCUGGAAGGGCUGGUCAUCUUAGAUUGACUGGCUUGAUCUUUAAAAGAUGCCAGAGGGGACUCCUGAGAGAUGGUGGUUUUACUCUGUUCUGCGAGUUUAUGAGAAUGAAUUCGUAUGAUCAUGGAAGGUCCAGGAGCAACUACUGAAGACAUUCACACAAAUAGGAGUUAUUUUAGAAGUGGAACUUCACUUCAUCUGAAGUUCUGAACCUAUGAGUAAGAGUAAUAAGUUGGAGUUUUUGUGAUGUCUUAUAUUCCUUUCCUGAAAACUGAAAAAUAUAGAUGAUACUCAUACCUCAAUUUCACACAGGUGACUUGGUGCUACUCAAGAGACAGAGACUUUUAUCAGGGGUGUCAAACUCAAAUGACUACCAGGUCAGAAACGUAACAUGAAUUAGUGAAGCUGGCUAAGGAAUACCUAUCCCAUCUAGAGAAAUUUCCCAGCACUCAGUUACAUUCCAAAAUGUAUGUCAGUAUUGUAAAAUCAUCCAGCCUUUCAAGAAGCUUUUAAAUGAGAUUGUUUUUCAAAAUAAAAGUAGCUAAGUAAUCAAA